AUGCUCCCGCCGACAGCGCGCAGCCGCAUUCCGGCGCUUCUCGCCCGCCAAAUCCGCUACAGAAGUACCUCCGCGCCCUCCAGCACCUCCGUCAACCAGAUCCCCGCCAACGACCCCAAUACCGACCGGCCACCGCCACAGAAUGUCUCAGCGACGAACGAGAUGGCUACCUCAUCGGAAGGCAGCUUCGACAAAGUGCUGCAGGAGUCGGUCAAGGAGGCUGAGAAGAUGAGGACCAUGCAGGCGCCGAACAGGAAGGAAAUCUGGAGUCACUCGCAGCAGCCAAGGGCGAGGGCUAUGGUUGGGCCGAGGUUUGAGCAGACGAUUAUGGCGGAUCAGCCCCGACCUCUUGCGGCAAUUGAGCUCAUUAAGAAGCAACCUGUACGCUGGACGUCCAAGCGUAUGGCGUCCUGCGAUGGCGGUGGAGGGCCGUUGGGUCACCCUCGCAUAUUCAUCAAUGUCGAUAAGCCGCAAGUCUGCGCGUGCACGUAUUGCGGCGUUCCAUAUGCGAGGGAAGAACAUAGGAAGGCUAUUGAAUCCCUGCCAAGUCAUAACCGGCCAUAUCCGCUUGAGCCUACCGGCCAAGUCGGGGAAGUGCAGAUUGAGCAAAACAUCACAGGCAAGAUUUUGGAGCAACGGUAG
Molecule: messenger RNA, 642 nt
Organism: Coniosporium apollinis CBS 100218
Lineage: Eukaryota; Fungi; Ascomycota; Dothideomycetes
Exons: 3
Coding region: 1-642 (213 amino acids)
Biological process (GO): mitochondrial electron transport, NADH to ubiquinone
Source: RefSeq, a predicted model, not a curated record